Ceutorhynchus assimilis (cabbage seed weevil) is the source of this 2370-nucleotide messenger RNA. Lineage: Eukaryota; Metazoa; Arthropoda; Insecta; Coleoptera; Curculionidae. The record is from the annotation of a GenBank genome assembly.
UUUCACUUGACUUGAAUUUUUUUUAUUUAUUUAUAUUAUCCAAACAUCCAACAAAAGAAACAGAAAGGACAAAUUAAUCCUAAUUUGUAAAAACAAUACAUAGAUUUAUACUACUGAAAAUAAAACAAUACAAAAAUGUCUUCAACUUCAGAAUUGGAUCAGUGGAUAGAGAUCGCUCAGCAGUGCAAAUACUUGCCUGAAAACGAUUUGAAAAAACUCUGUGAUAUUGUUUGCAGCAUGUUAUUGGAAGAAUCUAACGUACAGCCCGUAUCUACUCCUGUGACGGUUUGCGGUGAUAUUCACGGACAGUUUUAUGAUCUCGAGGAACUCUUCCGCAAAGGGGGACAAGUUCCGGACACCAAUUACGUAUUUCUUGGUGAUUUUGUGGAUAGAGGCUACUAUAGUUUGGAAACGUUUACACGGCUGCUUACCCUCAAAGCCAAAUAUCCAAAUAAAAUCACUUUGCUCAGAGGCAAUCACGAGAGUAGGCAAAUCACACAAGUAUACGGGUUUUAUGAUGAGUGUAUGAACAAAUAUGGGAAUGUAAAUGCUUGGAAAUAUUGCUGUGGAGUGUUUGAUUUGUUAACAGUGGCUGCUAUUAUUGAUGAGAAAAUUUUAUGUGUUCAUGGUGGCUUGAGUCCAGAUAUAAAGACUCUAGAUCAAAUUAGGAAAUUAGAGAGAAAUCAAGAAAUACCUCAUAAAGGAGCUUUUUGUGAUUUAGUUUGGUCCGAUCCGGAUGAAGUUGAUGCUUGGGCAACUAGUCCAAGAGGUGCAGGCUAUUUAUUUGGAGCAAAAGUUACAAACGAUUUUAUCCACAUCAAUUCUCUAAGUUUAAUUUGCAGGGCACAUCAGUUAGUGCAUGAAGGUUUUAAAUAUAUGUUUGAUGACAAACUAGUAACAGUUUGGUCUGCCCCAAAUUAUUGUUAUCGUUGCGGCAAUGUGGCAAGUAUCUUAGAAUGUGCUAGUACUGAAUCAAUCGAACCGAAAAUAUUCAGCGCCGUGCCUGAUACUGAACGAGUGAUACCAAGCAGGAACGUUACACCAUAUUUUUUAUAAUGUUUUAUUUUUUUUUUAAAUUUAAUUAUAAAUUAAUUACACACUUGAUAAUUUAGGGCUAACUGCAUUGUAUAUAAAGUUUCAAACUUGGAAAUUUUAAAAUUGAUGAAAUGAUUUUAAAAACAUAAAACACAUCCAGUUUAAAACUAAUUAUUGGAUUUUUUUGUGCAAAAAAACUGUAGGUAUCAAAUUGUUUUAAAUAUCUUAAAAUUCCUAUAAAAUCAUGCAUAAGGGUUCCUGAAAAAUACUUCAAGCCACCAUAUGGACUUGAAAAUUUCAGAAUUUAUUAAUUGGAGUUUCUUUAUUCUCUAUGAUGAACUAGAAGUUGAUAUGAAACUCAAGACUAAAGCUACAAAUUUUUUCUUUCAUUGAUGUCCAAAAAACAUAAAAUUCCCAUACAAUCACCUAUAAGAGUUCCUGAAAAAUACUUUAAUUUAAUAAUUGAAGUUUCUCCAUCAUCCAAAACAAGCCGGAAGUAGAUGUAAACCUAUCAAACUCUAUAUCAUUGAAAUCAGCAAAUGAAGUGCUAUCCAGUGAGAUAUUAAUAUUUGGGGUCUCCUUAAAAAAAAAAUAGACUUGGGUCAGUAUCUCAAAAUCUGAUGCUCUGAUGCUUAAAACAGUGCUUUUGGAAAGUUUUUAUGGAAAUCAAUCAUUUUCAUCAACAAAAAAGUUAUGAAGCUUUCACAGUAUGUAUUGCUCAAAAUCGAGAAACAUCUGACCUUGGUAAUAUCUAGAGAAAACUGUAUGGAGCAAAUUAAAUAUAUUUUUACAAUUUCAAUAAAUACAAAUAUCACAGAGACUUUAUUUUCUAAAAAAUAUUAUACACACAUGCUACAAUAAUUAAUACUGUGGUAAGAUGAGACAUGGGCAAUUUGCUAUCUGCUCCAUUAAAGUAAACGAUUCUAUCAUUGAGGGGUUGUAUUGGUCUAUAAUUAUGCGUUAACGGUCCGUUUUUAGAAAAUAGCUUCCGGAAGGCAUUUAUCUGAAAAAAAAAAUUUUAUUUGGUACAAGAUUUUGUGUCUCAAAUAAAAUAUGAUACUUUGAUUGACUUGGAAGUUAAAGUAAAAACAUGUACAAGUUCUUACUUGUUCCCUUGACAUCGGUAAGGGAUUUGUAAAUUCAAUCCAAGUAACCACCUCACUGCAAGGUGGCGUAGUUAAAGAACCCUCGUAAGUGUAAUAAAAACUGCGUUCUCCUUCUGGCCUAGUCAGAUCACUGAGAGAAUCUAAAUUGUUGAAGGUUCUGUUUGCCGACUCAUCGAUAACGUCUUUCAGGCCAUCCUCGAAAUUGUCAUAGCCUAGAUUAUCAUGUUCG